Messenger RNA from Scomber japonicus (chub mackerel), 1833 nucleotides. It is a transcript of the gene slc35b4, whose product is annotated as solute carrier family 35 member B4. Gene Ontology annotation, biological process: transmembrane transport. The record is from RefSeq and is a predicted model, not a curated record. Bases 91 to 1089 code for a protein of 332 amino acids. The transcript is spliced from 10 exons. Gene Ontology annotation, molecular function: UDP-N-acetylglucosamine transmembrane transporter activity; UDP-xylose transmembrane transporter activity. Gene Ontology annotation, cellular component: endoplasmic reticulum membrane; Golgi membrane. Lineage: Eukaryota; Metazoa; Chordata; Actinopteri; Scombriformes; Scombridae.
CCGAAGACCUCAAACACACACUGCUGAUUAUUUUACCAGCAUGAAUUCAUCAGACUAACUCCAGUAGAUCUUCUUCAGCUCAGAGCCAACAUGGGUCCUGUUGCUGCUGUUCUUCUGGUUUUUGUGGGCUGCUGCAGUAAUGUUGUCUCUCUGGAGCUGCUUGUAAGAGAGUUUCCAGGAUGCGGCAACAUCGUCACCUUUGCUCAGUUUGUGUUCAUCGCACUGGAAGGCUUCAUCUUUGAAACAAACUUAGGGAGGAAGAAACCAGCAAUACCUAUCAGCAACUAUGUGAUCAUGGUAACGAUGUUCUUCACUGUCAGCGUGAUCAACAACUAUGCUCUCAACUUCAACAUCGCCAUGCCGCUGCACAUGAUCUUCAGAUCGGGAUCGUUAAUCGCUAACAUGAUCCUGGGCAUUAUCAUUCUGAAGAAAAGAUACUCAGCAAGCAAAUAUUUGUCAAUAGCUCUCAUUUCAGCAGGCAUCUUCAUCUGCACCAUCAUGUCUGCCAGACAAGUGAACGUGGCCAGCGAUGGAUCAGAAGAACAAGGCUUUUAUGCCUUCAUGCACUGGCUUAUAGGUAUCGGCAUGUUGACGUUUGCUCUGCUGAUGUCAGCGAGGAUGGGUAUCUUCCAGGAGACACUGUACAAACAAUAUGGAAAACACUCCAAAGAAGCUCUUUUCUAUAAUCACUGUCUGCCUCUGCCAGGCUUCCUGCUCCUCUCCACAGACAUCUACAACCACUAUGUUCACUUCAGUCACAGCGCUCCUGUAGUCAUUCCCAUGGUUGGAGUGACCAUGCCGAUACUGUGGCUCUACCUGCUGAUCAACGUCAUCACACAAUACGUGUGCAUCCGUGGCGUCUUCAUCCUGACCACAGAGUGCACCUCGCUGACUGUCACUCUGGUGGUGACCCUGAGAAAGUUCCUCAGCCUCAUCUUCUCCAUCCUUUACUUCCAAAACCCCUUCACAUCCUGGCACUGGCUGGGCACGGCCGUGGUCUUCCUGGGCACUCUGCUGUACACCGAAGUGUGGAGCAGCGUGCAAGCGGUUCUGCGUCCAUCUGACGUCAAGGAAAAGAAGGCAAAGUGAAGAAGACAGGACUGAAAGAAGAUCACUGUGUCAGCGUUGGUCAUGGACUUUAGAGAUUGUCUUUGGUCGACUAUUGUGCAGCGAUUUUAAUUUUUUUAUACACAGUCACGUUGUUUAGUUUUUAAUAUAUGAUCUUAAAUAAUAGGCCAUAUACAACUCCUCACUUACACACACACACACACACACACACCAGUUAGCCAUUCUGAUAUUCCGUACUUUUUGUUAUUGACAACAAAUCUCAUGAAAAGACCAUAACAGCUGUGUUUCAGUCAGUUUCUUUGUACUUUCUGACUUUGCCAGCCUGUGAUGUAAAUCUUGAAAAACAGCAUACACAGUUGGACACUGUAGUUUUUAACUUAAGAAGGAGUAAAUUGUGUUUUCAGCUGCGGAUUUAGCACACUACUAAGUAUUUACAACAGCAGGGUAUAAUAUGGCACUGACUCAAAAUGAACCACAGUCAGUUGUUGGUUUUGAAUUUUUGGGAUUUGUCGCUAAUAAGAAAAAUAAAUAUGGCCAACCUUGUCCUCUAACAUUAGUACCUCAUUAUGGUCCAUAUAUGCAGAAUCAUGGUGCCACUCUCUCUCUCAUGUUUGCUUUUAAUUAUUUAUUUUCUACAAGUGAACAGCUGAUAUGCUCAAUGAUAACACUCAUAUUAACGUCAGUAGUGUUACACAGAGUACUGUGAUGUUAAAUGGACAAUUGAUGCUGAAGAGAAGUUGCAGCCAGGAUCACUGAGAUACAGAC